Messenger RNA from Acanthoscelides obtectus, 405 nucleotides. The record is from the annotation of a GenBank genome assembly. NCBI's taxonomy places the organism in Eukaryota, Metazoa, Arthropoda, Insecta, Coleoptera, Chrysomelidae.
AUGGUGGCCCUGAUUGGUUACAAUUCUAAACAUGCAGCUGAGGCGACAGUUUUGAGUGCAAUUCAAAAUGAGAUAGAUAGACUUGACCUAGAGGAGGUUAGGCAUAAGAUUUCAGGACAUAUUGAGGAUGAUCAAAAAAAACAAAAAGAACGUUACGAUAAAAGUCGACGCAAUGCCACCCAGUAUAACGAGGGUGACUUGGUCAGCGUAUUGAUAACGAGUAUACCAUCUACGGGAACUAGCCAUAAGCUACAUGCAAAAUAUAAGGGACCUUUUCGAGUUACGAAAAAAUUAUUCAACGAUCGAUACGAAGUUGAAGACUUACGAGAAGGCUUCAAACGGAAGCGAACUGUUGUAGCUGCAGACCAGGUCAAGGCAUGGGUGACCCUAAUAAACGAUAAUUAG